Molecule: messenger RNA, 3397 nt
Organism: Labrus mixtus (cuckoo wrasse)
Lineage: Eukaryota; Metazoa; Chordata; Actinopteri; Labriformes; Labridae
Gene: ncoa4
Product: nuclear receptor coactivator 4
Exons: 11
Coding region: 268-2088 (606 amino acids)
Biological process (GO): response to hormone; intracellular iron ion homeostasis
Molecular function (GO): transcription coactivator activity
Source: RefSeq, a predicted model, not a curated record
ACAGCAGCAGAUGACGGUUUUUCGCGGCCCCCUCCGCAGCACUCCCCUCCCCAGCCUUUGUGUGUACGUGCGGACCCAAAGGCAGUGAUGGCGGAUAGUCAGAGAGCAGCUUCCUCAUUCCUCUGAGCUCCGAGGUGACAGAAAGAAACGCAAACGAAAGAAAAACUUUUUUUUUGCGGUUUAUUUCUGUAUUUUCACUAUCAACGUGCAGAACUAGAACUGGAGGAGCAGCCGGCUUGUUGAUAUUUUCUGUCUGCUCGUUGCAUCAUGAGGAUGCCGGCAACCGAGGCAGCAGUGAGCGGGCUGAAGCAGUGCCGGCAGGCCCAGGAUCAGCUGGAGGAUGCCAUCAAGGGGGUGAUGAAGGCCGAGCAGCAGCUGAGGGAGAGCACCAGAGAGGUUCGUGCCGAGCUGCAGAGCUGUGUGAGCCGCCAGCAGGAGGCACUACGCAGCAGGGAGGUGUGGCUUCUUGGGCAGAUUGAGCUGCUCGAACAACUCAAGACUGAAACUCUGCAGCAGCAGCUGUACCAGCUGCACUGGCUCCGGGGUCAGUUUGAUGUUAUUGUCCAUCAGCUGCAGAACUCCAACAGCAGCAACGACCUGAGCAACCAGCUGACCAGCUGCAUGGAGAGGUUGUCUGCUCUCAGUCUGACACCUGAGGAAACGCCUGAGCUGAGUUUCCAGGCCGACACUCGCUCUCUGAGACAGGCCAUCACCUCAUUUGGGAGUAUCACAGCUCAGCCUGUGGAAGGUGCAUCUUCUCAAAGCUCUUCCCACAACAGACCUGAGGUGCAGAGUUGUCCAGUCGCUGCAAAGAAACAGACUGUAUCUCUGCAGAAGAUGGACAUCACAGCUCUGGGUGAAUGGCUGCUGGGAACUCAACCAGCUAGCAAGUCUCCGAUUGGUUACCAGUCAAGCAAGAACCCUGAGGAUUGGCUUGUGGCACCUAGAGAGAGCAAGACUUCAUGUCCUGUCCUGGCUUCGAUUGAUUUCCUGCAGGCCUGGGGUCAGCUUAGAGACCUGGAAGCAUGGCUUCUCCAGGACCAGCAGACCCCCGUCAGCAGGGAGAGGACAAUCAGCAGCUGCAGCUCGUCCUUCUCCAUUGAGAAGAUUGAUGAAUCAGAAUUCAACACCUCUCCUGAAGAGGAGGAGGAGGAGGAGGAGGAUGAGAUAAGCGACUGGCUCAUCACACCCUCUCCUGUUGCCAUGGAUACAAUGUCAGAUGCAGAGCGGUGGCAGAGAGUGUUGAAGCCGUUUGAGGACAAGUGGUCCUCCAGUGAGUGGCUGGUGGAGCCAAGCCCCCCCAAUGCAGACUGCUCCUCCUGCUGCCAGACCAGCAAAGCCGUGGAGAUCGAGAACCUGGGCCUGCUCAAGUGCCUGAAGACCCCGCCCACCUCCAGCCCUGCCUCCCCGACCACUACAGCACCAUCAGCAACCGUGGAUGCAUGGCUGCAGCAGGUGGUGCCAUUGCAGCAGACCUGCAAGGCUAACGAGGUUUGUUCUACCUACUCUGCCUGUGUCUGUGAUGAGAACUGUGCGAAAGAACCUCUGAGCCUUUGGCUGCUGAGACAGGAUGGACGGGACAAGAAUGGAGUCUCUGUAACCAAGAAUGCCUCGCCCACCACCAAGAAUGCCCCACCUACCACAGUCAAGAACAUCCAAUCUAACCAUAACCUGAUGGAGAAGGAACAAAAGGUUCAAGCCAUCCUGGAGGCUUGGCUCCACCCCACCAACACUUCUUCCACCUGCAAGAUUCCACUGAAAACUUUAACAACCUCCCUCUCAGGUUGGGUGGUUCCUGAGGAGGAGAAGGCCAGCAGGGAGGAGCACAGCUCCCAGUUCAAGCCCGCCUCCUCUUUUUCUCUGUUCCAGCAGCCUCUGGAUCCAGGUCUCUGGGUUCUUCCAGGACAGUCUGCCAAGGGGUCAGAAGGUCAGCCCCACCCUACAGAAGAGGAAGACAAAUGGCUUUUGAAGAAGAGGAGUCAGGCUCAGGAGCGCCUGGCACUUCCCACAGUCUGUGACCUGUUCUCGUGUAUGAAAGUGGGUGGAGACAAAGAAAAGUGGCUGCACAAAGCUGCUGAACAGAUGUGAUGAUGGCAACGAUGAUCAUAGAUGUUUCUUCUCUUCUCCUCUGGGAGAAUCUAUCGCUGAUCUGCGCACACGAUUGCAAACAAUCUAACCAACGCCGCCACUUUCUUCCUGUGACAUCACCACACUGAGCCUCUACCCGCCAUUCUCUUCCAGUCAGGAACAAGAACCCAUCCAACAGUUCACUACCUGGACUUUCAUUCUUUGGGUUGAAAUCAAGAAUUUCUACCCAAAGCUUGAGCCUUUCAGCCGUGCCUCUCAGUCUUCACAAGAGGAAUGAGCUGACUCAGCUGUUACUAUGACAACAGAGAUGUAGUAGGUUACAGCUCUAAGGGAGAACUCCAAAUUGCUCAUCAAACAGAAUUAAUUUGAUCCUUUUUUAUUCACAAUAUGUUAGUUGAUGAGAUGAUGGACCAUCUGCUCGUCUUUGUUUUUCAUUUCUAUCUGAUUGACACAAAUGGCUGCUGAUCUGCUUUAAAGGAGAAACUUCUCCUGGAACUAAUUUCAUCAGCUGAUCCUCACAAGGAAGAGGAGGCCGAGUCCUAGGCGGCAGGGUAAAGUGGAUGCAUGGGACUAAACAUUAUGGAGGGUGGAGGUAAAUGUAGAUCUAAAGUAGUUUAUUUGAAUGCAGUAUAUUUUAUCAAACAUUUGACUUAUUUUACUUUUUAACAGAAUCUCCACCUUUUAUGGUGGAAUGCUCAUUUUCUUCUUCUGUGAAGCUGUUCAUCUACACAGAUCUAUUUCCUGUCCAGACUGCAGGCUGUUACCUGAGUGGUGAUUUUUUUACUGCAAAGGUCUAGUCUGUCAGGUCAUCUUACCACUUGUGUUAGGGUUUCCACAUGCUCAGUAGUGUUUAUUCACUUUUAUUUUGUAAAAUCACACGCUUUGAAAUCUGUUUUAAUCUAUAUGCGAGUUUUACGCUAUAUAUGUUUAAUUAUUUCAGAUCAAAAUGCUUAUUUGUUCCCUGGGUGUAGCUUUGCAGGCAUUCUUUAAUGCAAUGCUUUUGAUUGGUGAAGCUAGCUACAUGUUACUAACCACCUGGGAGACUGAGAUAAGGGCAGAUAAAAACAAAAUCCUUAAAUCUCCAGAAACACAAAAGGGCAGGGUGUUUCCCAGAAUGCCUCGGACAGAGGCAACCUGCAGUCUGUCUGAAGGUCACAUGAUUCUGCAGUCUGCAGUGAUUGGUGCAUUAUUUUAAGCUCUGGUUUAAUGUUGGUGUGUAUGGGUUUGUUCGCUCAUGAAGAGCUAUGAUGUCUUCAGUCUUCUCUUCCUGCUGUGUUUCUCUGCUGAAUAAAACCUAAUGACAUCAUCA